Molecule: messenger RNA, 3079 nt
Organism: Paramecium pentaurelia
Lineage: Eukaryota; Ciliophora; Oligohymenophorea; Peniculida; Parameciidae
Source: the annotation of a GenBank genome assembly
AUGAAGCAAAAGUUGGCCUAAUUACUUGAAAAUGUUAAACUCUUUACUAAAAGCCUUAAUUUUUCCCAAUACCAUUCAUUGUAAAUGUAUGGAAGUUUUACAAUAUGCUUUUAACAGCACAUAAACAACUUGAAGGAAUCACUAUUCACAACUGCUAAUUUAUAAUAAUCGGAAAAAGAAUUUAAAAAAUACUUUUCAAGAAUUUAGAACAGCAUAUUAUAUGGUGAAAAUUAAUCAGACGUAAACAAUUAUUAACUAAUAAAUAUUUUUGAUUUUCUCUAUAAAUUAAUGGCUGAAAAAACAGAGGAGUUAAUAAGGUCUAAGUGGUAAUUCUAAGAAAUUUAGUUUGAUUCAGAGUAUUUAGUUUAAUUGGCUAAAAAAAUACACCUACAAGAAAAUGAUGAGGAAUAAGAAGUGAAAUCAAAUCAUGAGGAUAAAUUCUCCAUCAUUUAAUAAAAAAAUGAUGAAUGGAAAAUUAAAUAAGGUUUAGUUUUAACGAUAAUUUAGAUUUCAUUAAAUAGCUUCACAGAAACAAUUACUCGAUUUUCUUAGCAAGCUCUAAUUUAAUUAUGGGUUUUAGAAAAAGAUUAAAGAGUAAGAAAUUUAUUGAAGGAUUAAAACUUAAUAAGUUUAUAGAUGUAAAUUUUGUAGAAAGUUUGGUAGACUUAAAAUUAUAGAAUUGCAGGAGAAAUGUAGAAAAUGCUGAAGAGAAUUGAUGAACUAUAAGAAUCAAUAUCUCUUGAGGCAAAUCUAAAAAAAAGAGAGCUGUACUUGUUAGAAAUGGAUGAAACAACAGCGUAACUAGAUUAAUAUAUUCAAAAUAUCAGUGAAAUGGGAUAAUAUCUUAAAUUAAUAACUGACUUUGUUAAUCAUAUCAGAAAAGGUAUGAUUAGAGUUGAGGAAAAAAUAAAUGAGAUGAAGAAAUAAUUAAAUAGCUUAGGUAAUGAGGUAAAAUUUCUUAGAGGAAAAUCUGUUGAAGAGCUUUUUGAAAUUAGAAAAUCGAGAGUAAUGAAAGAAGCAGCAAACAACAAUAUUCGUUCUCUAUUUGUACCAUUAUUUACGUUGGAGAUAUUUCAUAAAUUAGAGAAAGGGAAAAAGUAUUAAUAACGUAAUAUUUUGAUGAAUUUGGAAAAUUUUUAUGAUAAAAAAGGAGCGUUAAAUGAGUUUUUAUUAGAUGAUGAAGAAAAAGUAUUAUUAAUUCAUGGGAUAGCUGGAUCAGGGAAAAGUACAGCAGCAAAGAAAAUAGAAGAAUUUAUUUUGAAAUUGCAUGACAAUAAUUAAAAAAUAGGUAAUUAUAUCCUAAUACCUAUUUAUAUUUCAUUACCAUCUUUAAAAAUCCUGUGUUUUAAGCAGUAGAGGAAGCACAUCAUUAAGAUGAGUAUGGUUUUGAUGAGCUUUAAUAGAAAGAAUGCAAAGAGAUGUUAGAAAAGAAAAAAUUCAGAUUAUUAAUAAUUAUGGAUAGUUACGAUGAGAUGAAGUUGAAGAUAUUUAGAAAAACUUAUAUAUUAAUAAUAAACUUAAACACAAUUGGUCAAACCCACUUGUUAUUUUUACUACAAGAAGCGAAAUUUUAACAGGUAGUAAUUAUUCUCAAUGGUUUUAACCUGAAAAAAAGAAACAGUUGAAAGAAAUCUUACUUCUUAAAUUCGAUUUUCAAUAAAUACAGGAAUAUCUAGAAAAAUUUACAAUUUAAAGUAUUACAAUGUUAAUAUUUGAAAUGUAUGAAUGGUAAACAAAAAUUUCAAAUAGAAGAGUGAUUGAUAUCAUAAAAUUUGAAAUUUAUUAGAAACAAUUGUAAUAAUUUCUAAAAAAAGAAAUAUCAGGGUUGAAAGGGGAGAAUCUAUUGAAUGAAAAAUAAAUAGACCAUAUUUUAACAUUUUUGAAGAAUAAUGAGUUUAUAUCUUUAAAAAGUCAUGAUGCUUUAAGAAGCCUGAGCAUAAACUUAUAAAAACUGUGGAGUGUUGAAAAGUACGAAAAAAUUAUGAAAUAAAUCAAUCUAAAUAAAUAAGUGUUAACUCCUUUGAUGAUGGAAAUAGUAGUUUAAGUGUUGCCCCAAAUGACAACUGAGAUAAAUAAUUUAAAAUACAAUUUUAUAAAGAAUUUUUCAAAUAGGCUUAAAGAAUUCUACAAAAGUAAAUAAUUAAUUCAAAUGUAUCGAUAACAAUAGAAAAAACUGGUGGCAUCAAACUAUGAAUACGAAAACUCUGGAAAAGUUGAUUAUGAUGAAAAAUUUGAAAUUACAUUGAUUGAUAUAGAAGAUUUAGAAAAACGAAACUAUCAAGAAAUUGCAAUGAAAUUUUGGGAUUAAAUAGAAGAAAAUUCAGUACUAAUUCAAUUUUAUAUCUCAUAACAAUAUUAAAGAUUUCAGACGUAACUUUUGAAAAUAUUUUAGUAAAACCAUGAGCUAUCAAACUAAUUAUUACUAACUAAAAUUACAAUUCAAAUUGAAAAAAUAAUUGAAGUAGUUAUUGAUGCAUUCACAGAAUUAAAUUUAACAAGUUAUGAUUUUUAUGAAUAGUUUAUAAAUUAACACCAUUAGAAAUAUAUAGAGAAGUUGAGAAAAUAAGGAAAAUCUAUAAAUAUUGAUGGUUUUCUGCAUGAUUUAAAAAGAUAUUCAACAAAUCUUGCUAAAACAAUGAGUAAGAAUAAAAUAACUUAAGUGUAAUAUUAAUAAUAUGGAUUAUUAUAUAAAGAAGAAAGAGAAAAUUAAAAGUAAUGGUUAAAUGAUUUUUUUAAUGAUGAUGAUUAAUUUGGAUCCUAUAGAAAAGACAUAAGAAGUUGUUCACUUGUGUAAUCAAAUGGUUCUAACUUUAAAUUUGCCCAUAAAUCAAUAUAAGAGUUUUUAAUUGCAGCUGAUUUAUAUGAAGUGUUAGUUUAAUCAAAAGAUUUUGAUAUAUAAAUAAUGAAUACGAUAAUAGAGAUGUUGACAAAAGAAAAUAAUCAAUAGUAGAAUUGCUUAAAUUUUCUAUCAAAUUUACACUAUUAUUAGUUUAAUAAUUAAAUUGAAAAUAUACCACUGUUGGAAAAACAAAAAUAAUUUGAUACUUUUUAACAGACAUUAAUUCUUUAGGCCAUUUGA